UGCAGUUGCUGUUAACAAGGCCAGCAGUAUACACUCAUGUGGUUAAAAUCAGCAGUUUAUUUACUUAAAACCCUUGAUUUUAGAUUCUGGACACUAUUUCUGCAGACACCGUGUUAACAGGAUUUGAUACAAAACAAAAAAUAAUGUUUUCCUGACAGUAGCCUGGAACUUCCUUACCAGGGUUACACAGUGAAUUAACUGUUGGUUGUUAUGGUUUGAAGAUCCAAGAGAGUGAAGCUCAAAUUUUAGGGAGAAAGAAGAAAUGCAGGCGAUGAGUUCAGCAAAUGGAAUAACAGAGCAGUGCUGUGGGGAGCACAGACGGAAACUAAAGUUGUUUUGCCAGGAGGAUGAAGCUUUUAUCUGUGGCCUGUGUGUUUCAAGACAUUCUAACCACCAUUUUGUGUUCUUGCAAGAGGCAGUGAGCAUGUAUAAGGACACGCUGAAAACAGCUCUAUUAUCUAUUGAGUCUAAACAUUUACGAAACAAACAGGAGAAAGAAAUCAUAGACAUACAAGAGGAUGCUUUUAAUUUGGAAGAGUACUUUAAACAAAAAUUUGCAAAACUGUACCAGUUUCUCUAUGACAAGGAACAAAAGCUAACCCAACAGCUUAACAGUAACUUGGAGCAUGGACAGCAGAACCCCCUUGGUCUGCUUUCAGAAGAUGCUUUUAGUUUGGAACAGCACAUUAAACAAGAAUUUUCAAAUUUGCAUCAGUUUCUCCAAGACAAAGAAAAGAAAGUCAUGCAACAAAUUAAGGAUGAAAAGACAAACCUUCUGAUAGAAAUGGAAAAAAGUCUUCAAUGCAUUAAACCUGAUAUUAUUGUCUCUCACGUGCCAACAUGUGAUGGUAACUUGGAGCUCAAGAAUAAAGAAACAGAGACACUGAAUGAGAUGAAAGUAAAAUUUGAAUGUGCUGAAAAUAAUAUGGCCUCACUGAGAAUGGAGCUCAUAAAACAGGAUUCUGAUGGUUUACUAACUGUACCAGAAACCUUUGACGAUGUUGCUGUUACUUUCUCAGAAGAGGAGUGGAAGAUGUUAAGGACACAAGAUAAAGAGCUUCACAGGGAGGUGAUGGUAGAAAACUAUGAAACCAUGAUUUCAUUGGGAUAUGACAUCCCCCAAAAUACAUUAUUACUGCUGUUAAAAGAAAAUAAGUCAGAAGGUAAUGUGGAAGGAAAAGGUACCACAAGACAAAAGAAUAAAUUUGAGGAUAUCAUACUAAGUAGAAGAAGCACAGAGUGCAGUCGGCUGUCAUCACUUGGAAGACCCCAGUUACAUCAUUCUGCAGAAAAUGUGCCACAGUAUGCUCAGACUGGAAAGGAAUAUGACAAGCUUCAUCUUAAGCCUAUAAAACAGCUUCCCUCGGGACUUAAGCUGAAAAACAGUACUAAAAGUGGCACAUGUUUUACUGUACAGCAAGGUUCAGCAAUCUAUCAGAGACCUCAUAAACGGAAAAAGUCCUAUAAAUGUACUGAAUGCAGUAAGUGUUUCACAACUCACUUUAGCCUUCGACAGCAUUAUGCCAUUCACACAGGGGACAAACCAUACAAAUGUACUCAGUGCAGUAAGUGUUUCACAUUUCUCGGUAGCCUUCGACAUCAUGAACUUGUUCACAGAGGAGAGCGACCAUAUAAAUGUGAUGAAUGUGGCAAGUGUUUCAUAUGCCUUAGUAGUCUUCGUCUCCAUCAUGCUACUCACCUGAGAGAGAAACCAUAUAAAUGUACUGAAUGCAGUAAGUAUUUUGCACGCAAAAGAAGUUUACUACAUCAUCAAAAGACUCACACGGGAGAAAAACCAUAUAAAUGUACUGAAUGCAGUAAGUGUUAUGCACUCAAAAGUAGUUUACUAGAUCAUCAAAAGACUCACACAGGCGAAAAACCAUAUAAAUGUACUGAAUGCAGUAAGUGUUUUGCAUUUCUCAGUAACCUUCUGCAUCAUCAGGUAAUUCACAAACGUGAGAAACCACACAAAUGUUCUGAGUGUAGUAAGUGUUUCACAUCUUCCCGUUACCUUCAAUUGCAUCAGGGCCUACACACGGGAGAGAAACCAUAUAAAUGUACUGAAUGCAGUAGGUGCUUUGUAAGCAAGGGACACCUAAGAUACCACGUGAACUCUCACAGAGGAGUGAAGCCAUAUACAUGUACUGAAUGUGGUAAGUGCUUUGUAAGCAAGGGACACCUGAGAUACCACCUGAACUCCCACACAGGAGAAAGGUAUAAAAAAGAAAUGUGGACAUGGGAAAGAAAGAGAGAUUUGAUAUGGUGCAGUAUUUAUGCAAAG
This is a messenger RNA of Protopterus annectens (West African lungfish), 2281 nucleotides long. Its product is annotated as zinc finger protein 25-like. Gene Ontology annotation, biological process: regulation of immune system process; regulation of cytokine production; negative regulation of transcription by RNA polymerase II. The annotation marks the transcript as partial. The transcript is spliced from 7 exons. The record is from RefSeq and is a predicted model, not a curated record. Gene Ontology annotation, molecular function: zinc ion binding. Lineage: Eukaryota; Metazoa; Chordata; Ceratodontiformes; Protopteridae.